Messenger RNA from Diospyros lotus (date-plum), 1216 nucleotides. RefSeq names its product truncated transcription factor CAULIFLOWER A. Gene Ontology annotation, cellular component: nucleus. The transcript has 8 exons. Gene Ontology annotation, biological process: positive regulation of transcription by RNA polymerase II. NCBI's taxonomy places the organism in Eukaryota, Viridiplantae, Streptophyta, Magnoliopsida, Ericales, Ebenaceae. Gene Ontology annotation, molecular function: protein dimerization activity; DNA-binding transcription factor activity, RNA polymerase II-specific; RNA polymerase II cis-regulatory region sequence-specific DNA binding. The record is from RefSeq and is a predicted model, not a curated record. The coding region runs from base 198 to 935 and encodes 245 amino acids.
GCUUUCGAACUUUCCAUACUCAUGACUCACACAGUGCAAGCUCUCACAACGUUCUCUCUCGCUUUUCAUCUCAUGGCAAUGUCGUGAAAAGUCCUCCCACUCGGAACCUCAGCGGACAGGAGAUACACCCGGGUGAAAGCCUAGGCGGAUUGCUUGGUUUUCUUUGCCGUGCUUGGGUUCCCAGAAAGGGAGGGAAAAUGGGGAGGGGAAGGGUGCAGCUCCGGAGAAUCGAGAACAAGAUCAACCGCCAAGUCAGCUUCUCGAAGCGCCGUUCUGGGCUGCUGAAGAAAGCCCACGAGAUCUCCGUUUUGUGCGAUGCCGAGGUUGGGCUCAUCAUCUUCUCCACCAAAGGCAAGCUCUUUGAGUACGCCACUGAUUCCCGCAUGGAUAGAAUCCUUGAACGAUAUGAUAGAUGCUCAUAUGCAGAAAAUCAGCUUACUGCAGCUAACCAUGAAUCACCGGGAAGCUGGGCUCUGCAACAUGCAAAGCUUAAGGCCAGGCUGGAGGUUUUGCAAAGAGAUCAGAGGCAUUUACUGGGUGAAGACAUUGAGCAUUUGAGUCUCAAAGAGCUGCAGACUUUGGAGAAUCAGCUUGAGACUGCGCUUAGACACACAAGGUCGAGAAAGAACCAUCUAAUGAAUGAAUGCAUCACCGAGCUUCAGAAAAAGGACAAGGCAUUGAGGGAACAAAUUAUCUUGCUUGCGAAGAAGAUCAAGGAGAAGGAGAAGGAACAGGCGCAACAGGCUCCAUCUGAUGAGCAGCCAAACCCCGAACCGAGUUCCUCAUCCUCUGGAGGCCAACCACUACCAUUCCACUCCUUAAACAUUGGCGGCGCUUACCAGCAGGCGGCUGAAGAAAAUGGAGGAGACGUUGAAGUAGCUCCAGUUUUUCAAAUUCAACUGCCGCCAUGGAUGCUUCCCCAUGUUAGUGGGUAAAGCAAGCAGUGUCUUCUGGCAACUACGCAUUUUUUAUCUUUAUUGCUAUAUAUAUACAUAUAUGUUGGAAGGUACUCCUUCCCUCUUCCUCAACCACUGCGUGUGGUAUUGUGUGUGAGACCAAAUAAACAGGGAAGAGCCUUUUCUUUGUUGUAAAAAAAAAUCCUUGAAAUAUUUGGAUAGAAGGCCUAUUUAUAGACAAAAGGUUAAACAAAAAAUAAGUACAAUGUAUUAAAUAUUUUUAUCAAAAUUCUAAAAAAACUCUCUCAAUUUUCGUGUUU